Molecule: messenger RNA, 1908 nt
Organism: Fragaria vesca subsp. vesca
Lineage: Eukaryota; Viridiplantae; Streptophyta; Magnoliopsida; Rosales; Rosaceae
Product: probable anion transporter 4, chloroplastic-like
Exons: 9
Coding region: 27-1610 (527 amino acids)
Biological process (GO): transmembrane transport
Cellular component (GO): plastid
Molecular function (GO): phosphate transmembrane transporter activity
Source: RefSeq, a predicted model, not a curated record
UCACUGUGACUUUUCUCUCUGCCACCAUGAACUCCACAAUCCGCACCUCUUAUCUCUCUCUUCCUCCCCGCCGGAAUAUUCCCUUACAGGAAUCGCAGUUUCGGCAGCUAUUUCCUCGUUUCAACUCUCCGAGCCGUCUCAUCGGUUUCCUCAACAUUUCGCCGGCCAACUCGCCGCUGAGAACUCGACUCCGGCAUGACUCGGCUGAGCUCCGCGGCGUUCAAUCGAGACGAGUUAGGGUUUCGUCCAGGGACGCUCAGUUCGGCUCGUUCUCGGACGGGAGUGAAGCUCAGGCGCCGAGCUUCGGUGAGUUUAUUACGUCGGAGAGAGUCAAAGUGGUGGCGAUGCUUGCUCUGGCUCUGGCUCUGUGCAAUGCUGACCGGGUUGUGAUGUCGGUGGCGAUUGUGCCGUUGUCGCUCUCUAACGGUUGGAGCCGAUCGUUCGCCGGAAUUGUUCAGUCAUCUUUCCUUUGGGGUUACCUUGUGUCUCCGAUAGCUGGAGGGACACUUGUGGACUACUAUGGUGGUAAGGUAGUCAUGGCCUGGGGAGUGGCUUUGUGGUCUAUGGCUACCUUCCUUACACCGUGGGCAGCUGAAACUUCUCUAUGGCUUCUCCUCGCAAUGAGAGCUCUCCUUGGCAUUGCGGAAGGCGUUGCUCUUCCUUGCAUGAACAACAUGGUAGCAAGAUGGUUUCCUAAGACAGAACGGUCCAGGGCUGUUGGAAUUGCAAUGGCUGGGUUUCAGCUUGGAAGUUCAGUAGGGCUGAUGCUAUCUCCGAUUCUCAUGUCACAAGGUGGUGUAUUUGGACCAUUUGUGAUUUUUGGUUUAUCUGGAUUUCUUUGGGUUUUGGUAUGGUUAUCUGCAACAUCAAGUACUCCUGACCGCAGUCCUCAGAUAUCAAAAUAUGAACUGGAUUACAUACAGAGCGGGAGGCAGAAAUCCUUUCUGGGGGAAAGUAAACCUAAGACAACCAAAGUGAUCCCUCCUUUCAGACGCUUGCUUUCUAAACUGCCAACCUGGGCCAUAAUAGUUGCAAAUGCCAUGCAUAGCUGGGGUUUUUUUGUUUUUCUUUCCCUUGGAUUGCCCAUCUACUUCAACUCUGUGUAUCAUGUUGACCUCAGACAAGCAGCUUGGUUUAGUGCUGUUCCAUGGACUGUCAUGGCAGUCAUGGGAUAUAUUGGUGGUUUGUGGUCAGACGUAAUGAUACGAAAUGGUACAAGUGUCACUUUGACUCGAAAGAUCAUGCAGUCGAUCGGUUUCCUAGGUCCUGGGAUUGCUCUUGUAGGUUUAACUGCAGCAAAAAGCCCAUCAGCUGCUUCUGCUUGGCUUACUUUAGCAGUUGGGCUUAAAUCCUUCAGUCACUCUGGCUUUCUUGUGAAUCUUCAGGAGAUCGCUCCACAGUACUCUGGUGUUUUACAUGGAAUAUCAAAUACUGCCGGUACAUUUGCUGCUAUUGUGGGAACAGUUGGAGCUGGUUUUUUUGUCGAAUUGGUGGGUUCUUUCCAAGGAUUUCUGUUGUUCACGUCACUGUUAUAUGUUCUUGCUGCCCUUUUCUACAUCCUAUUUUCUACUGGAGAGAGAGUAAAUUUUGACGAACGAACUCUAGUAUGAGAUUCUAAGACUGAUGGCACCAGCGUUGCUUGUUGAUGAUUAGAUGUGUUCGACUGUAACUAGAGGAUGGUACAGAAAGGAAGGCAGUCUAGAGGAAUGGUACAGAGUACAGACCGUUGGAAAUCAUCUGUUGUAUCAUAAAUAAACUCUUUCGUCCUUUUGUAACUGAAUCUGAAGCUUGUAUAGUGGAUGUUAUUAGUGUUCCUCAUGCAUCAACAAUCUGUUUCAGGUGCAUAUGGGGAUCCUGAUAACCAAAUUUUGUAAAAGAUAUCUGUAAAUGUGUUUCAAAGAAGUACGA